Racocetra persica is the source of this 714-nucleotide messenger RNA. Lineage: Eukaryota; Fungi; Glomeromycota; Glomeromycetes; Diversisporales; Gigasporaceae. The record is from the annotation of a GenBank genome assembly.
AUUGAAAAUUAUGAGGAUAGUGAAAAUGAAGAUAAUUAUUCAUUACAAUUUAAUCUUGCUUCAAUUAUCAUUGGAAAUUACAAAUCUAAAAAGCUUGAAACUGUAACAUUGUCUUUUAACUCUGACAAUGAUGCAAUUUGUUUUGGACUUGAUUGUGGGAGAUUGGAUAUUCAGUUUAUGGGUGUUGAAUCUUAUGAACGAGAGGACCGAAAGAUUUGUUUAAAAUUACGUAAUGAUAUAGUUAAAUGGAUCUUGCCAGUUCAAACAAAAAUUACUGAAAACGAAAUUACAAUCUCCAUUGAUCCAACUUGUGGUGAAUUGUUAAAGGCAGAUAGAAUUAUUAUGUUCGUUGCAGAUUAUGAAAAAGUAUCAGCUUUGGAUAGGGAAUUUCGUCGUAUUCAAGUAAAAGCUUUCCAUUCAACUUCGCUCGCCUUUCAAUUUCAAAAAGGAGACGAAGAGAUCGAGGUAAUAGUCGAAUAUAAAACCAUCCGUCAUUUUCACUACAUCCCUCUUGAAAUGAAUUUUACUCAAUUUCUCAUAAUUCUGCGACGAGAGUUUCACUCACAACAAAUUCACCCACCAUUACGAUAUGUACCGGGCAGUUCUGGGGCUAUUGGUAUUUACAAUGAGGAGGAUUGGUGCUGUUAUAAAUUAGAAGCCGCGAGGAGGCAACGCAUGAAGAAAGAGAUUUUGGAUGUAUUCUUAGAUGAUUAA